Messenger RNA from Salvelinus fontinalis (brook trout), 2988 nucleotides. RefSeq names its product partitioning defective 6 homolog gamma-like. The transcript is spliced from 3 exons. Bases 157 to 1593 code for a protein of 478 amino acids. Gene Ontology annotation, biological process: establishment or maintenance of cell polarity; regulation of cellular localization; centrosome cycle. The record is from RefSeq and is a predicted model, not a curated record. Gene Ontology annotation, cellular component: nucleus; apical plasma membrane; cell cortex. NCBI's taxonomy places the organism in Eukaryota, Metazoa, Chordata, Actinopteri, Salmoniformes, Salmonidae. Gene Ontology annotation, molecular function: protein kinase C binding.
CUAUGGAAAGGAUGGGGGCGGUGAUGUCAUGAUGGUUAACUUUACCCAAUCCGUCUGCCCCGGUCCCGCACCAGUCAGCGGGGAACAACACAGUCUUUUUAUGUGACAGAAGAAAGCAGUAACUCCUCCCGCAGAAGUACGGGAAAACGGCUUUGUAUGAAGAAGCGUAACUUUACGCACAGGCAGCAGACAGUGGAUCAAACUGAACCCACAGACGUAGUAGUCUACAACCCACAGAGAACCCGUGGGGCUCUGAAGAAUAAGAAAAUGAAUCGGAGCUUAAGUAAAUCGCAGUCUUCUUUGCAGUAUCGUGCGACAGUGGAAGUGAAAAGCAAAUAUGGAGCAGAGUUCAGAAGGUUUUCCAUUGACCGCUCCAACCCUGGGGAGUUCCAAGAUUUCUACAAGCUCAUCCUGUGCCUGCACCGUCUAACCAGCAUUGAUGUCAUAAUUGGCUAUGCAGAUAUCCAGGGAGAGCUACUACCCAUCAAUAACGAUGACAACUUCUGCAAGGCCGUGUCCACUGCUCCCACCUUACUGCGGAUCUUCAUACAGAGACAAGAGGAAGUAGACGACAAUACCUUCUGCCCUAAUGCCACUGUGACACGCCGGAGGAAGGUGCCAGUGAUCCCUCUCCCACGCGGCGACGUGAACCGCAAAAGGCCCACGGUCCACAUCAGCAGGCCGCAAGACUUCCGUCCCAUCUCGUCCAUUAUUGACACAGAUUUCCUGCCCGCAUCUCAGCGCCGGGUGCGCCUUUACCGCCAGGGCUCAGAGAGGCCCCUGGGGUUCUAUAUCCGGGAUGGGACCACUGUGAGGGUGACUCCCCACGGCCUGGAGAAGGUACCUGGGAUCUUCAUCUCACGGCUGGUCCCUGGAGGCCUGGCUGAGAGCACAGGGCUGCUGGCGAUCAACGACCAGGUGCUAGAGGUGAAUGGGAUUGAGGUGAUGGGCAAGGUGUUAGACCAGGUGACAGACAUGAUGAUCGCAAACAGUCACAAUCUUAUCAUCACGGUGAAGCCGGUGAACCAGCGUAAUAACAUAGUGCGUACCGGCAGCUGGAUGUCGGGGAUAAACUCAGGCAGUGUCAGCUCUUUAGACUACCAUAGUUACCACAGCAUGCCCAUCUGUCAGAGUUACCACAGCAUGCCCAUCUGUGUGGGAGCCUACAGCUUCACUGAUGACGAGCUGCAGAGCGACGAGGACUUGGACAUUGUGAUUGAGAGAAGACUCAGAAACUCAUCCCGUCGCUCCAGUGCAUCCACCUCCACAGCCUCCCGUUCCCAGGCUUGGUCCCAGCCCCAGCAGAGUCCUAGGCCUUCUCCUAGGCUAUCCACCCGGCGCCCUCCCCGUCGGCCUUACUCUGUCAUCUCCUCAACCUCCUAUCACUCACAGCCCAGCCUCACUAACCUGAACCUCAGACUGAACCGAGACCUGACCCUGCAGCAGCACUAUGGCAGCAGCCCAGCCAUCAGGGAGAUGAAUGGAGGUGUGUUUAACCACAGCAGCCUGCUCACCCUGAGGACAGAGCUACGACGCAGCCUGGUGCUACAGAGGGGAGGGGUGGAGGAGGACGGAAUGGUCAUCACCUUGUGAUUCUACUGUCAGAUUCUAGAACACUACAAACCACAGGGCGAUGCUGGGGGGAGGACGGAAUGGUCAUCACCUUCUGAUUCUACAAUCAGAUUCUAGAACACUACAAACCACAGGGAGGGGAGGACGGCACAUAAAAAUGGCCAGAAUUAAGUGAAUGGUAUGGUAUAAAACACGUGUUUGAUGAAAUCACGUGUUUGAUGUUUUUGAUACCAUUCCACUCAUUCUGCUCCAGCCAUUACCACAAGCCUGUCCUCCCUAAUUAAGGUGCCACCAACCUCUUAUGCUACAGACACUGCCAGCCUUUGUUAUACCUUUUCUAUACUUGAGACUGAGGAGACGUUUGUUAUUGGCUGAGUCCCAAAUGACACCCCAUUUCCUAUAUAGCGCACUGCUUUGACCUGGACCCUGGUCACAAGUAGUGCACUGUAAAGGGAAUAGGGUGUUGAUGAUUCAUUGUGAAUUCAGGGAUCUGACCUUUAGAACCCACUUAAAUGUUGUCCCUCUCAGCGUCAGUCUCUCAGCACAUGUGAAACCACAAAGCGGAGCGCCUCAGCAUUUAAUAUGGAAAUAGUCAUGAAACACCAUUAUGUAUUAUUAGUAAAUCCAGUUUUGGCACUUGUUGUUAUACUGUGAAUGUACAUGUCCUUUAUAUGUACUGCUGAUGCAUUGAGUAGAGGGAAUGUAUUAUUAAAGCUACAGCACUGUUGUGGUUCUAUUAUGUCUCCCAAGUGGCACAGCGGUCUAAGGCACUGCAUGUCAGUGCUAAAGGUGUCACUACAGACCCUGGUUCGAUUCCAGACUGUAUCACAACCGGGCCGUGAUUGGGAGUCCCAUAGGGCGGCACACAAUUGGCCCUCAUUGUAAAUAAGAAUUUGUUCUUAACUGACUUGCCUGGUUAAAUAAAUAUGUCUAAUGCCAUUUAUGAGGAAUAAAUCCUUAACUAUCCCCUUACCAAAAUAUCAAGCCAUUACGUGUGUCCCAAUGUCAUUAUGAAUUGUAUCAUUAUGAACUGUGUCAUUAUGAACUGUGUCAUUAUGAACUGUGUCAUUAUGAACUGUGUCAUUAUGAACUGUGACAUAAUGAACUGUGACAUUAUGAACUGUGUCAUUAUGAACUGUGACAUUAUGAACUGUGUCAUUAUGAACUGUGACAUUAUGAAUUGUGACAUAAUGAACUGUGACAUAAUGAACUGUGACAUUAUGAACUGUGUCAUUAUGAACUGUGACAUUAUGAACUGUGUCAUUAUGAAUUGUGACAUGAAUUGUGACAUAAUGAACUGUGACAUAAUGAACUGUGACAUUAUGAACUGUGUGAGCCACUGGCAUUUGUUUUCUGUGAGUUUUCAGCCCUUUUGUCCACAGGCUUUGAUUAAAGAGUAUGUGGGCUAAAUAUCAA